Molecule: messenger RNA, 674 nt
Organism: Pseudopodoces humilis (Tibetan ground-tit)
Lineage: Eukaryota; Metazoa; Chordata; Aves; Passeriformes; Paridae
Gene: RMI2
Product: RecQ mediated genome instability 2
Biological process (GO): regulation of sister chromatid segregation; negative regulation of double-strand break repair via homologous recombination; maintenance of rDNA
Cellular component (GO): nuclear speck; cytosol
Source: RefSeq, a predicted model, not a curated record
AUGGCCGCGCCGGCGCCGGGCCCGCCGGUGAAGGUGCUGGCGGCGCAGCUGCGGCGGGCGGAGCGGGGCGCGGGCGGGACCUGGCAGCUGCGGCGGGCGGCGGCGGGCCGGACGCCGCUGUCCCUGCGGGCCGUGUGGAUGCAGGGCACCGUGCUGGAGGUGCAGCGCGGCGCCGAAGGCGGCUCGGCCCGGCUGCAGGACGGCAGCGGCGCCUUCACCGUGCUGGGCGUGGAGCAGGUGCCGCAGGGCCGGUCGUGCCUCAGCGCAGGAAAGUAUGUAAUGGUGAUGGGUGUGGUGCGGUCCUGCAGUCCUGAGCCCAUUCUUCGAGCAAUAAAGAUGACAGAUCUCUCUGAAAACCCUGUCCAUAAGGAUAUGUGGAACCUUGAAGUGGAAGAUUUGCAAAGAGUCAUCCCCUAAUACUUUUACUUUCUGCCUAAAAUAACUGGAAAUUUGGUUUCUUUUGCUUUUUGGUUCAGAACAUUGGACUGUUCUCUGUAACCACUCCUGGAGUAAAGCAAAGUGAGAAGUUGGGCUCAGUUAAGUAUUGGGACCAGUGCUUACCUGAUAAUAAUCACACUGUUCAUGUCUUCAGUCUCUUUUUAUGCCAACAUAUUUGAGAAAUGCCUAUUUGAUGUUUUGAGUAAGAUGUCCACACUAUUAAAGGGCUGUAUGUU